AUGGUUCCGUACGGCGAGCUGCGGGACUUCAACCACCGGCAGCUGGUGAUCUGGAUGGUGGAUACGAUGGAGGAGUUCGAGGAGGACUUCGCUAGCGUUGCGGAUAUGAACGUUGAGUUUCGGGGACACUUCAUUCUGCUGUUACGAGGGGAGUUUGUGUGGAAGGAGAUUCUUGAGCGUUUCUGGGACAUUGGGGUUACGAAUGUGGUGAUGCUUGUUGAGGUGGAUGGUGGCAAAGGAGUUGCCGUAGAGGGAUACGAGCCGUUUCAGGAGGACUGUUGUCGUUGUGUUGCACCUAAGGUAGUUGACAGAUGUGUGGCGGGAGUUUACGACGAAGGAGGAUACGGGAGGUUAUUUGACAACUAUGUCCGAAAUUUGCAGGGGUGUUCGCUGAAGAUAGCCACGUUCACAAGACUUCCGUUUAUUGAAGUGGUUGAAGACGGGGAAAAGCGAAAGGUUCUUCAAGGAGUUGAAGGAGAAAUGCUAGCGACCAUUUCAAAGAAAAUAAACUUCUCGAUUGAGGUUAUGGUUCCAACCGGGGACGAAGUAUGGGGUCAAAUCUUCCCGAACGGGUCCGGAGUGGGAGCGGUAGGGAUGGUUGUGCAGAACGAAGUUGAUUGCACGAUAGGUGGAUUCGUUCCGUAUCCUGAGUUGAUGCAGUUUACAAGUUCAUCGAUUGGAUACUACAAGACGGAUUUCGUGUUUGUAGUUCCUGAAGAAUUCGCUGAAAUAUCUUCUCUGAACCAGAUAACAAAUCCGUUAGGGAAAUGGAUUUGGAUCGCAAUGAUUGUAGUUCUGGGUAUGACAUACGUAGUUAUCGUAACCUUCGACUAUCCAUUGGUUGGUCACUUCAGCGAUACCCCUGCAUUAACCCUAUAUCGAACAACGCUUGGAGACUCCUUGCCGUCACUUCCGCGCGGAAAUUUCUUUCGAUUUCUAAUGUUCCUGGUUCUGUACUACACCCUAGUCAUCAGGGAAAGCUACAAAUGUUCCAUGAUCAGCCAUCUAACCGAGAAAAGGCAUUUGAACGACAUCAGUACCAUAGAAACAAUGAUCUCUGCAGGAUACCGCUUUGCUCUAACCUACCCCUUGUACAAUCUCCUCUUCAAGGAUACCCUUCAACUAGACCAAUCGGUAAUCCUCUUGAAAGACGAAGAAUACAGCCGCGGAUUGGAGCAGGUCAUCCGCGAACGGCGCCGCAUAGCGAUGAUCUCCAUCCCCGAAGAGAUCGUCGACUUCAACCAUCGUCAUCCGGGAUGGAUCAACUUCCGAGUUUGCGGAGAAAAUCUGCUGGGCUUUCACUUCAGCGUGUACUUUAGGCGAUCGUCUCCGAUGGUUCGCGAAUUCAAUCGACUGGUUCAACGCUUGUUGGCCGGAGGACUGAUGGGAAAAUGGCACUCUACGCUGCUGAACCGCCGAUACCAGGCAACAACGCUAAACGACGAACCGGCAACAGUGCUCACCAACGGACAUCUCUUCAGCGGGUACGUGUUUUUCGCCGUUGGACUCGGGGUAGGCGUUUUGGCUUUUCUGCUAGAGGUAGUUUCCACUCGAAGCGCGCGGAUUAGGAAAGUGCUCGACCUGCUGUAGCCG
Aedes albopictus (Asian tiger mosquito) is the source of this 1593-nucleotide messenger RNA. RefSeq lists its product as uncharacterized. The coding region runs from base 1 to 1590 and encodes 529 amino acids. Lineage: Eukaryota; Metazoa; Arthropoda; Insecta; Diptera; Culicidae. Gene Ontology annotation, molecular function: ligand-gated monoatomic ion channel activity. Gene Ontology annotation, cellular component: membrane. The record is from RefSeq and is a predicted model, not a curated record. The transcript has a single exon.